Messenger RNA from Stegostoma tigrinum, 5170 nucleotides. It is a transcript of the gene slco4a1, whose product is annotated as solute carrier organic anion transporter family, member 4A1. The record is from RefSeq and is a predicted model, not a curated record. The transcript is spliced from 14 exons. NCBI's taxonomy places the organism in Eukaryota, Metazoa, Chordata, Chondrichthyes, Orectolobiformes, Stegostomatidae. The coding region runs from base 405 to 2549 and encodes 714 amino acids. Gene Ontology annotation, biological process: transmembrane transport; sodium-independent organic anion transport. Gene Ontology annotation, molecular function: protein binding. Gene Ontology annotation, cellular component: membrane.
GUCAUUAGCCGAGUCGGCUGUCAGUCACUAUCUGUUCCUUCGCUUCAUGAAUGAGAGAUUGGACCUGGAUCUGGACCGAGCGUGAAGCUAAUAGUCAGCGCUACAUGUGCAAUGAUGAUGUUUUCAAAAUUUGGCAAAUUUCAGUCAACUCUUCUCAAUUAUAUUGCAUCAUCUGGAACUACAGGCAAAGAAUAAUGCACUACAUUGUCAACUGAAGCUCAAAAGCAUUCAAAUUACUUUGAAAAUAAGAUUGACAUCAGAAGACACUAAGGAUAUAUCAUCAGACAAUACAAUGAACCAUCAAGUGGAAUUCUGAAAGUGAUUAUUCUCAUAUUUCUCACCUACAAGAAUCACACAUUCUGGGAACUGUUUGAACGGUGGUACCAUUUACAGCUUAUUUGGAAAUGUCAAACCAUUUAACCGGAGAUGCUUCAUUCAGUUCCAGACAGGAGCUGCUGAAUUUAAAUGAACCCUGCUCAAGUGCUAACAACUUGGACACUCAAACAUCUACAGAAACCAACAACAAAAUACAGUGCAAUGGGACGAAGUUAGAAGACAGCUCACGCCAGUUUGCAUUAAUUCCAGGCAAAACUGAAAAUAUGUGCGGCUGGGGUUUUCUGAAGCCCAAAUGUUUGCAAAUGUUCAAUACACCAAAAGGAGUGCUCUUCUUCCUCUGUAGUGCUUCCUUUCUCCAAGGAAUGAUAGUGAACGGAUUUAUAAAUACCGUGAUUACCUCAAUUGAACGGAGAUUUGACCUACGCAGUUAUCACAGUGGAAUGAUUGCUAGCUCCUAUGACAUUGCAGCAUGUGUCUGCUUGAUUUUUGUCAGCUACUUUGGCGGCAGUGGCCACAAGCCACGUUGGCUUGGAUGGGGGGUUCUAAUCAUGGCUUUGGGAUCAGUAGUGUUUACCAUGCCACACUUUAUCUCUGGUCGCUAUGUGGUCACUAUAUCUGAGAACACUGGAUUCUGCCAGUCUAAUCAGUCUACCAUGUGUGACGAAGGUUCUUCCAGUUAUUCCAGCUACCGAUUUCUCUUUAUGCUUGGACAGUUCCUCCAUGGUGUUGGAGCAACUCCACUCUACACCUUGGGAGUGACCUACUUAGAUGAAAAUGUCAAGUCAAAUUACGCUCCUGUUUACAUUGGUAUUUUCUACACAGCAGCAAUUAUUGGACCAGCUGCUGGUUACUUACUCGGAGGCAAUUUCCUGAAAAUCUAUACUGAGAUCAACACUAAAGUUAACCUUACCCCCGAAAACCCGUUAUGGGUUGGAGCAUGGUGGAUUGGAUUCCUCGGAGCUGGAGCAGCUGCUUUCCUCAUAUCUAUCCCGAUCCUUGGUUACCCUCGACAGCUUCCAGGGUCACAACGUUAUGUGACAAUGAGAGUCUCUGAAGCUCAUCAGCUGAAGGAUGGAAGCAACGAAUCAGCGCUGGAGCCAGAUUUUGGGAAGACAUUAAAGGACAUGCCGAGGUCAGCACUGCUAUUGCUGAGGAAUCCAACCUUCAUCUUUCUCUGUCUGUCAGGAGCAACAGAGGCCACUCUGAUAGCUGGCAUGUCUACAUUUGGACCCAAGUUCCUUGAAUCCCAGUUUAGUCUGAGUGCCUCACAAGCUGCAACCCUAUUUGGCUACCUUGUAGUCCCGGCAGGUGGAGGUGGUACUUUCCUUGGUGGAUUUAUCGUGAAUAAGUUAAAACUCCGUUGUGCUGGAAUCAUCAAGCUUUGUCUGAUUUGUACGAUCUUUGGUUUGCUGGCUAUUUUCAUCGUCAGCAUUCACUGCCCAAACGUGCCUGUGGCUGGAAUCACUUCCACAUACAAUGGCAGUUUUUAUGAUGGUCCAGCUAAUGUGACUGCAGCUUGCAAUACUGAGUGUAACUGUUCAAUGGAACUAUAUAACCCAGUUUGUGGAGAAAAUGGUUUAAUGUACUAUUCCCCCUGUCAUGCUGGAUGUACAGAACUGAACACAACAUUGUUGGACAAUGGCAGAAAGGUUUACCACGACUGUCUCUGUGUUAUGGAGAACCUUCAAUCUGGGCAGGGUGCGGCACAAUCUGGAAAAUGUAACUCCUCAUGUACAUACAUGCCUAUUUUCCUGGUGCUAUUUUUUGUUUUGAUUUUCUUCACAUUUUUGGGCAGUAUUCCUGCACUCACAGCAACUCUGAGGUGUGUCCCUGAUAGCCAACGAUCAUUUGCACUUGGUAUUCAGUGGAUCUUGGUCCGUACUUUAGGUGAGGAUUCUUCACUAGCCUUUAAUGGUGGAAUUCCAGGCCCAAUUGCCUUUGGCUCCGUCAUCGACAUUUCUUGCUUGUUAUGGCAGGAUCAGUGUGGUGAUAGAGGCUCAUGUUAUAUCUACCAAAACUCAGCCAUGAGCAUGUAUCUCCUGAUUGCUGGAAUUACUUAUAAGGCACUGGGAACCCUGUUCUUUCUGAUAGCUUUGUGCCUCUACAAACCACCUAAUUCUGCACUGAGUAGUUCAAAUGUGGACAAUGGAGAGUCAGAACUACCAGCAAAAGAUAUGCCACAAAUGAUAGUAAACAAAGUAAUUACUUUGUAGCAGUUACAUUCCACUCAAACCACAUCUGUAUUUUCAUUGAAAGUGGAUGCUUGACAGUUUGCAUCAUUGCACGUCACCCAUCACUCAUCUAAGCAACCGGAAUUUUAAAACAGCCUUAGAAAUAUCUAGAUCAUACAGUUCCCUUUGUGGGUCAGUGAUGUUGGGACUGUGAAAGCCUGUUACAUUACAGACUUUCAAUCAAUUGCACACCUACAAAAGGUUUAAGUGUCGAUUCAAAAUUGACUACCACGUGUCAAUGAAAUGCAUGGCUCAGCCACAAAGCAUUCUAUUUCUGUACAACAAUUCAACAUAAAAUUAGCCAACAAAUGGACUGCUUUUAAUUUAGGCUUCUAAACAAGCCUCAAGAAGAUGGAAAUUCCAACAAAAAUUUCCACAGUAUAUGAACUUUUGAAUUCAGAGAAGGAGUAGCCAAACCAUCAUUAACUUUUACAGCUAUACUUAAGAUAUUUUGCUUUGUCUUUGUCACAUGUUAAAAACAGCUUACUAUUCUAUUUAUUGCUAAAUAAUUACCUCUGGGGAAAUACCAUUUUUUUAGAUAAAGGCCAUAAAUUUUGUUCCUGAGUCAGGUGUGCAGAAGCAUCUUGCUUCUGUGAAUCUGACCUUUAGAAAUGACAUGCACGCUCCUCAUGUUUGGUCCAAGGGAGCAGGCUUGAUUUGAAAGUCAGGUCAGGAAAGCAUCCUGAGGCUGUUAGUUUCUUAGAGGUUGCCGUUCACCUAUGGGCUCCAGCAGUAUGUCCAAAAAUUGAAAGAAGAAAAGCCCUCCAGCCAUCCUACACGCACACAGACACACAUGUCCCUCUUUGCAAUCCCAAGCCACGUAAUGCCCAAAGUUUGAUUAGAGAUGUGAAGGGCCAUAGGUAAUGAAUAGAGGGCAUUAGAUGGUAUGGGUGAUGGUGAGUGUAUAGGAGUGGGCAGGGUGAAGGCUAAGGGCUGGAAGAAUAUUUUGUAUUUCUCCUCUUUAAGAGAAAUAAGGUACAUUUUUGAUCUCAUCACACAUAUAGGGUGGAGUAUGGUUACACAUUUGCAAAACUAAGGCAGAAGUUCUCAGCCUUUUCAGUAUCAAGGCACACUUCCAUAUGAGAAACAAUUCUACAGCGCACUUUAUACCGCAUGUGCAGUAGCAAAACUUUACACAUGUGCAGCUCUGGAAGUUUGAGCAUGUGCUGUUGCUAGGGGACACAUGGGAUCAACAGAUACUGCCUUCAGUGAUAGACACCAAUGUUCCAGUGGAGAUCAGAAGCAUGCAUAUGGGCUGAGCACUCAGUUGAAGUAGCACUGCCUCUCAAAGUUUUCGGGCAAAAUUCUCACCUUGUUGCGGCGCCGUGGUUGAAGUACUCUUUUGGGCAAUUAAAAGAGCCCAUUGGUGGAAGUGAGGCAUCUGGAAAUGUGAAAAGGCAUGGUGUGUCUGAAAAAUGUAUAAACUCAUUCGGAUUAACAAGUUAUUAAGAAACUGUCCAACAAAAAUGUGCAGUUUAAAAAUAAUGGUGCUCAUUAGUUCAGAGAGCCGUUUACAUGAAACCAGGAUUUGUGUUGCAUGACUAAUUUCUCAAGUUAUUAUUUUUAAUAAUGGGGUGUGUAUUGAUGGACAGCUCCAACUGCUUAUUGGAUGGAAAUAGUUGUUGACAAAAGGGAUUAAGCACUUGGGUGAAUGUAUGUUUAUGUAAGACAUUGAACAUUCAAAUGAAAUGUUUGUUUUUGUACUCGAUUAUUUGAAGCAAUUUCAAUGUAAUUCUUUGCUAUUGAUGGGAGUGUCUUUUAUUUCAAUUGUGAUGUCAUCAGUAGACUGACAACUUUAUUUCUUUCAGAAUGCUUCCUGAUUUAUGCUUUUGUUGAUUAAUAGCUGAGUUAGCAAGGAGAAGGAAUGGUAACGGGUGAAAGCACUAUGUGAGCACAGGGUUUUUAAAGGGCUAUGAAGCACUGUGUGUGUGUUUGCGGGCAUAGGAAUAUGAGUAGCCACAGGAAAUGGAUAUAUUGGCAUGAGGGUGUCUGGGGCCAUGGAGGAUGUAUAGAUAUUUGCAAAGAGUAAAUGAGGUGCCAUGAAGGCUGAGUAGAUGGGAAUAAGGUGCCAUAGGGGAUAUGGGGGGACAUGAGGAUGGAAUCCAGAAUUUUCUCCACCUCUUGUACACCCCAUUCUAGAACAAAAGUAGGGGCCUUUGGGCCCUACAAUACAGGGAAGCCAAAACCCCACCUCAGUGGAGGCAGUGGGUGAUUUCAAUGGCAUUUGCCCCAAUAGAAUGUCCAAGAGCCCCUGGCAUUGUGGUAAUGUUUCUGGGUUUGUAAUCUAGAAGCCCAAAUUAAUAUGUGGCUUUUAAUCCCAUCAAGGGAACUGGUGAAAAUUUAAUUAAAAUGUAUUUGCACAAGACCCAACAUAAUUCGAUUGGGAAGUGCAACUUAUGAUUUUAAACUAUUUUCACCAUGGCAGAGAGGUCAUGCUUAAAAUUUCAGCCAAAGUUUUAACUGAAUGUGAACUUGAGUCACAAACAUACUUAAUGUAUUUUAGCUUAGAUUAAAUUAGGUUCCCUACUGAUAAUGAUAAUGGGAACUGCAAAUACUGUAGAAUCCAAGAUAACAAAGUGUGGAGCUGGAUGAACACUGCAGGC